Molecule: messenger RNA, 629 nt
Organism: Drosophila biarmipes
Lineage: Eukaryota; Metazoa; Arthropoda; Insecta; Diptera; Drosophilidae
Exons: 3
Coding region: 91-543 (150 amino acids)
Source: RefSeq, a predicted model, not a curated record
AAGAGUUCUUAAAAGUACAAUCGAGUUUAGUUUAAAGCGGAAAGGCGACUAAGAAAGUAGUAUUACUCCGUGAAAAAUAUAGAGCCCAAAAUGUAUACCAAAGCGGUCAUUGCCGGUCUUUUGAUGGCCUUUGUCUGUGUGCAGUUGGCUGAUUCGCUGGUGUGUUACACCUGUGUAACGCCCAAGGACUGCAAGAGUCCCAAGAAAGUAACCUGCACCAACGCGGCUGCCAAUGAGACUAGCAACUACCUGGCCGUCUACCAUCAGGGAGUGCAGAACCUGACCAGCUCUCGCUUCGACUGCCUGGCUCUAAAGUACACGUGGAACAACGAUACAAUCCAUCAGCUGCACGGCUGCAUUCACCCCAAUGUUGGGGCCUGCAGCUUGAGCCUGAAGCCGGCUUACUCCCACUACAAUAGGACGCACUGCAACAUCUGUUCGGGGGAUAAGUGCAACAAGAACCCAGCUGGAAAAAUGAGCAGCAGCACGGUCACCAUUACUGCUGGUAUCUUGGCUCUCUUGCUGGCCAAGAUCUUCGCCUAGAGCGCUCCUACCUAUAAAGAUGAGUUAAGCACAUCACUCGAUACCUUUCCUUAAUAAAUUAUUUCCCUUUCGAAUGUCUUCUAUAA